Messenger RNA from Lepus europaeus (European hare), 3076 nucleotides. It is a transcript of the gene DNAJC9, whose product is annotated as DnaJ heat shock protein family (Hsp40) member C9. Gene Ontology annotation, molecular function: heat shock protein binding. NCBI's taxonomy places the organism in Eukaryota, Metazoa, Chordata, Mammalia, Lagomorpha, Leporidae. Gene Ontology annotation, cellular component: nucleus; cytoplasm. The transcript is spliced from 5 exons. The record is from RefSeq and is a predicted model, not a curated record. The coding region runs from base 86 to 949 and encodes 287 amino acids.
AUUUGAGCGGGAAAAGACAGCGCCCGGCUGGUGUGGCGAGCGCGGAACGCCCGGCUGUGGCGGCUGAGGCGGCCUGCCGCUCGGCAUGGCACUCCUGGAGCUGUGCGAGGAAGUGUUCGGGACCGCUGACCUCUACCAGGUGCUGGGCGUGCGGCGCGAGGCCUCGGACGGCGAGGUCCGACGCGGCUACCACAAGGUGUCCCUGCAGGUGCACCCGGACCGGGUGGGCGAGGGCGACAAGGAGGACGCCACCCGCCGCUUUCAGAUCCUGGGGCGAGUCUACUCCGUUCUGAGUGACAAAGAGCAGAGAGCGGUGUACGAUGAGCAGGGCACAGUGGACGAGGACGCGACUGGGCUCAACCAAGACCGGGACUGGGAGGCCUAUUGGAGGUUACUCUUCAAAAAGAUAUCUCUAGAGGACAUUCAAGCUUUUGAAAAGACAUACAAAGGUUCUGAAGAAGAGCUGGCCGAUAUCAAACAGGCCUAUCUGGACUUCAAGGGCGAUAUGGAUCAGAUCAUGGAGUCUGUGCUUUGUGUACAGUACACGGAUGAACCCAGGAUAAGGAACAUCAUUCAGCAAGCUAUUGAUGCCAGAGAGGUUCCAUCCUACAAGGCCUUUGUCAAAGAGUCGAAGCAAAAGAUGAACGCAAGGAAAAGACGGGCUCAGGAAGAAGCUAAAGAAGCAGAAGUGAGCAGGAAGGAAUUGGGGCUUGAUGAAGGAGUGGAUAACUUGAAAGCACUCAUUCAGAUAGUGAGAAAGUUCUUCCUUCCGUUGGUUCACCCCCCAAAUGGCUGCUACGGCCAGAGCUACGCUGAUCCGAAGCCAGGAGCCAAAUGCUUCUUCCUGGUCUCCCAUGCAGGUGCAGGCACCCAAGCACCUGGGUCAUCCUCUACUGCCUUCCCGGGCCAUAGCAGAGAGCUGGACUGGAAGAGAAGCAGCCGGGACUAGAACCUGGUGCCCAUAUGGGAUGCCAGUGCCACAGGCAGAGGAUUAGCCAAGUGAGCCACGGCGCCGGCCCCAUGAAAUGGACUAUUAAUACCUGCAACUACCUUCAUGGAUCUCAGGGGCAUCAUACUUAGUUAAAAAAAAAAAAAAAGGCAAAGGCAAUUGCAAAAUGUUACAUACUAUAUGCAGGGUCUUCAAAAAGUUCAUGGAAAAUACACAUUAUAAAAAAAAUUAUGCACGGAUUUCAGAAUUUUUUUGUACCAAGAUAAACUUAUUUUUAUAAAAACAUUCAUUUGAAAGGGAGAGAGACAGACAGAGCUAGCUCCCACCUGCUAGUUCACCCUCCAAAUGCAUGUAACUGCAGGAGCGGGGCUGGAGUCAGGAGCUGAGAACCAGGAACACAAUCCAGGUCUCCCAUGUGAGUAGCAGAGACACAAUGACCUGAGCCAUCAUUGCUGUUUCCCAGGUCUACAUUAGCAGGAAGAUGGAGUGAGGAGCCAGGGUUGGAUAUCAAAUUUAGGCACUCCGGUAUGGUAUAGUCUCUUAACUGGCAUCUUAACUGGUAGGCCAAAUGCCUGGCCCCAUUUAUCUCUUAAAUCCAUUUGUCCAUGAAGUUUUUGAAGUACCCUCAUAUGAUCCAUUUAUAUAAUGUUCACAAAUGACAAAACUAUAGAUAGGGAGAACACAUUAGUGGUUGCUAGGGUAGAGAUAGGAGUGAAUUUGGUUGUAAAAGGGUACUCAAGGAAGUUCCUUUGUGGUGAUGAAAUGGCUGUAUCUUGAUUGCAGUGGUGGUUAUACCAUCUAUAAAUGGACUAUGUAUACACAUACAGAUAGACAGGAAUGGAUGUACAAACUGAAUAAUGUCUAUAGUCAGCUGUAUUAGACCAGUAUCAGUCUCUUAGUUUUGAAAUUAUACUAGUUACCUAAGAUGUCAUUGGGGAGAACCUGGGUGAAGGGUUCAUGGUACUCUAUGUACUAUUUUUUUACUUACUUCAAAGUAAGAAGGCAACAUUUUUUUUAAUGUGUUUUUCCUUAUUUUCAUGUGACCAACCUGAAAAUGUAAUCUGUAUGUGGCUAACAUAUUUCCAUGCUACGCUGUGGCUCUAAAGAGUUCAACAUGAAGUGGGCUUUUGCAUAGUAGUUAAGAUGCUGCUUAGGAUGCCUGCAUCCCAUAUCACAGUCCCUGGGUUCAAGUUCCAACUUUGCUUUCAACUCAGCUUUCUGUUAAUUUGCACCCUUGGAGGCAGCUGGUGAUAGCUCAAGUAGUUGAGUCCCUGCCACCCAUGUGGAGACCUGAAUUGAGUUCCUGGCUCCUGACUUAGACCUAGUACAGCCCUGUCUAUUGUGGGCUUUGGGGAGUGAGCCAGCAGAUGGAAGAGCUCUGUCUCUCUGCCUUUCAAGUAAAUAAAUAAUUUUUCAAAAGAGUCCAAUGUGUACACUGGAAUAAGCUAGGGAAUCAAUUAUUAUAUACUCUGGUCUUAAUGAACUAUGGAUUUUCGUUCCUCCAGAUUUCUGUAGUUGAAUAAAUAUAGGCAUCAUGAUAGAUAAAUAAAGUUAUACACUUUUCUUUAUAGGAGAUCUCCCCAGGGUCUUUAAUAUGUGAACACAUAUUAUAAAUCUCUAAUAUUCUUAUAUCAUAGGAAAGGAAACUGAAGUACAAAGAGAUUAUGUAACCUGCUUAUGAGCCUAAGGUUAAUAAGUGAUGGAAUCAGGAUUCAAAUACAAGUAGUUUGGCUUCAAGGCUUCUCAACGGAAAUGAACAGUUUGAGAUUCUAGCAAAGUAUACCAUUUUUGAUAUGUAAAAUUAAAGGCUCAGGCAUUGAAGUUUAUGAUUAUUUCUCUGAUGGUAGAAAUGGAUUUGUGGAGAGCCAUCUCAUCCAAUGAUCUUACAGCUAACACACUGUCUUUGAAAAAGUGAUUGGAAUAGAAAUACAGAUUUCAGCUAUAAGAGAGAUUGAAGACAUGUUUUAGUCUGUCAGGGAAAUCUGAAUAUGAAGUGACAAUCAGAUAACAAGGAAAUACCAUUAAAUUUGAUGAUAACAUUGCUAUUACAUAAGAAAAUGUCACUAAUUUUUGGAGAGGCAUGCUGAUUAUAUAGAGGUAAAAUGAUAAUCUCUGAGAUUUCAUCUG